This is a messenger RNA of Clavispora lusitaniae ATCC 42720, 2460 nucleotides long. It is a transcript of the gene PET127, whose product is annotated as Pet127p. Gene Ontology annotation, cellular component: mitochondrion; mitochondrial envelope. Gene Ontology annotation, biological process: mitochondrial RNA 5'-end processing. The record is from RefSeq and is a predicted model, not a curated record. NCBI's taxonomy places the organism in Eukaryota, Fungi, Ascomycota, Pichiomycetes, Serinales, Metschnikowiaceae.
AUGUCACCAAGCACCAUGCGGAUACUUUCAGUGCCGCGAGCAUGUCGUUUUUUGCACGUGUCUGGUCCUGCUUUCGGUCUGAAGGCGGAAAAAGUGCCGAUUUCUGAAGUCCUAAGGUCGUCAGCCAAAGUCACGGUCGGCCGGCAUGAGUACAAACAGUGGGAAGACGACAUUGGCACUCGAGGCCCAAGGAAGUAUCGGACAGAGCUUGAGGCUAAUGUUCUUCCGCGGGCUGAAAGAAUCCUUCUGGAGAAGAGAUCGGGCAACGACAUGAAACCAAAGCGAAUUCGUCUGAAGACCAACACGAUAAGGAACGGGGAGGACACGAUAGAUACCAAAGUGAAGGAAAAGCCAACGACGGCAAUUCCAAAGAAAACGCUGGCGGAGACAAAGAAGAGCAAGAAAGCCUACAAGCUUAGGCCAGAGCAUGCGGGCGAACACGCAUCGGCAGGGAAAGGAAAGGGCGAGCACAAGCGGGCGCGCAACCGGCGGCGCGAGAAGUCUGGCGAGAAAACGGGGCGCUCGCGGGUCAUUGUGCGCGGCCGAGGCGGGCUUGCGCCGCUUUUGCAGGCGCGCGCGCCCGAAACAAGGCACAUUCCGCGCCUCUCGCACGGCCUCGACCGGGUGCUUUUCUCGCCCGGAGUCCACUUUCUACAAGACCCCCGCACACGAGUGUACAACUUCACGCCCUACCUCAAGAAGAUUGUGCCCCUAGAUGACUUUGAUAUGGAUAAAGUCACGGGGUUUGUGGCCGCCAACAAAGAUAAGGUUUUGUUGGAGCAUGCGAUCGAGAACGGGAAGAAAUACUAUUCGAGCACACUGUCGAUGACGCUGGCGCUCCACCAGAUGUAUUUGUUUUUCAACAACUACUCGCCGGGCGCCACGCACCGCUUCAACUUCACGCCCUUUUCGCGCACAGCAACCACGUUGCCGCUGUCUGUGAUCGUGGAGCCAAAGGGCGAGCACAAGGGCGAGAAAAUAUACUCUGUCACUGCGGACAAGUCGGCAGACACAGAAAUCAUGUUGAGCGCCAUGGGCCACUGCCUCGAGGCGCUUUUGACCAACGACGAGACGGCGUUCCAGGCAUACUUGAAAACUUCAGAGGCGAAGGAUAGGGAGGACGAGAUCCAAGACAACGUCCAAGACAACAUCCAAGACAAGAGCGUCCAAGACAACAUCCAAGACAAGAGCGUCCAAGACAACGUCCAAGAUAAAGCGACUUCAAGCGCCAACGUCUACAACUAUCUGGUGUGCGGGCCGUUUCUCAUGCGGUCGCAGCUCGACUGCUUCGACCCGCGGCUUCCUGGGUCGGGCACCUUCGACGUGAAAACGCGGGCCGCGUGCGCCGUGCGGUACGACCGCGCCGACCCGGACCGCGGCACGUACCAGAUCUGGAAACAGCACGGCCGCUUCGAGUCGUUCGAGCGCGAGUACGCCGACUUGAUUCGCACGGGCGCCCUUCUCAAGUACGCUUUCCAGGCGCGUAUCGGCCAGAUGGACGGCGUGUUUGUCGCCUACCACAACGUGGCGUCGUUUUUCGGCUUCCAGUAUCUUCCUGUGGGCGAGCUCGACCGGGUGUUUUACUCGGACUCGCACGCCGAGCGCAGGGCCGAGAGCACCGCCAACGGCUUCCCCGACGACAAUCUUCCGACACACGUGGCCGAGGCCCAGUUCAAGGCGCUGCUUGCCCUCUGGGCCGAUCUCAUGGACUGUGUGCGCAGCGACCUUGCGCGGACGCCCUAUGCGGAUAUGCCGUUCCGCCUUGUGCUCAAGAGGAAAGCGGCGCCCGACGCGCGCCGCCUGUACCUUUAUGCGUGGGCGGUGCCAAUGCCGCCGCACGAGAUUGCUGUGCUCCAGGAGAGCCCGCAGCUUUUCGCCACGCUGUUCCGCGCCCAAGUGACGCCCGAGCAGCGCGCAGAAAACAUCGAGGCGGCGCGCCGCCAUCUAGAUGCGCUCAAUGCAAAGCACGCCGCGCAGUUCCCGGUGCUUGCGUAUCGCGCGCUGGCCCGCGCGCUUUUCGACGGCUCGCCCUGCGACUCGCGCCAUCCGUAUCCGCUGCUGUCGAGCACACGGCUCGAGUAUGCGUACGAGAUCGAGCGGCUCCAUGAAAGUGUGGAGAGCACGGCGAAAAUGAAAAAGACUGAAAACUCGAAGGAGCGCAAGACACAUCCAGAAAACUCGAAGGAACGCAAGACACAUUCAGAAAACACUGGAGAUUCGAAAACGACUGGGGCAUCCUUUGAAUCUCUGUCGUCGGAGCGUCCGCUUGGGCCCUUGGCACGCCAGUUUCUUACGCAGAUGCGCGCGGUUUCGCGCAUGCUCACGGCCUUCGACCCAAAUACGCCCAUCGUCGACCAAAUGCGCGACUACGCGCGGGUCGGCGCCCGCCGCGCGGAAAAAUGGAAGCACUUGGAAGAUCCGGCAGUUGUGUAUUCUCCUUUGGAAGAGGAGCACAAGUGA